UGCGCAUGCUCAGAGCGCUCCUUUCAAACUGGUGAACGUUACAGACGCUCUGUGGUUACAUAUCUGUGGUGUGUGUUCAGCAACGCUAAGUCGGGCAAAGCUUAGAUGUUUCGUCAUUUAAAAAAAUAAAUUGCAGCUUAUAUUAAUAUCUCCGCAAUGGAUGGAUCAAGUGAGUGGGAACUUAGUAAAGAAAAUGUUCAACCUCUUCGACAAGGGCGACAAGUUUCCUCAUUGACAUGUGCAUUGCAGCAUACCCCUACUGACUCGCUCCAUAUCAAACAAAGUAGAGAUGCCUUUGAAAAGCAGCUACGUCUGUAUCAGGGUGAUGAUCCUUUGGAUGUUUGGGAUAGCUAUAUCAAGUGGACAGAACAGAACUUUCCACGUGGAGGUAAAGAUGGCAAUUUGACAGAUCUCCUGGAGCGGUGCCUAAAACGUUUUAAGGAUAAUGAAGGCUACAAAAAUGACCCCAGAUUCAUCCGAAUUUGGAUAAAGUUUGCCAGUCUCAUGGAUGACCCACUGCAAAUCUAUGCCUUUAUGUUUGAUCAAAAUAUUGGAUGUGCACUGGCGGCUCUGUAUGAAGAAUGGGCAGGCUUUCUAGAACGCCUUGGCCAUGCUAGCAAAGCAGACCAGAUUUAUCUCGAAGGCAUCAAACGAGAGGCUCAGCCUAUUGAUCUUCUGAAGCACAAGCACCAAGAGUUUCAGAUCCGUAUGAUUAGAGGCAUGUCACGUGAGAGCCUUGCAGAGACUGAGGAAGGUGACAUGGAAGAACAACGAAUCGUGCUGGGGCAGCUGAAAGCUGACAGGAAAAACCGUGUUGGAACUAUGAGGACAGGCGCAAUCAGAAUGAGUGCUACCAGAAGUCAAGUAGGGCUACAAAGUGCCUCACAGUCCAGUACUCAGGUGCAACGGACAGUGCAAGUAUUUCAGGAUGAAAAUCAAGCUCCCAGCCUGCUUCAGACUGGGGAAUGGAAGACAGUGCCAUGUCGAGAACAAACCAACCGUGAGAAUGAUCUUGUUCCUGACAUUUGGACUAAAGCCAGAGUGCAUCAGAAAAAGGGUGUCAUUAGUUGCACUCCAGCACCUCUGACUUUUAAGGUGCACGAGGAUCAAGAGAUGGUGCAGCCUCCAAGAGCUCCAGUACUUGACACUUAUGCUCUCAGUUCACGCAAAGUUGAAAAGCCAGUGCAUUUGUUGGAUCCCAUUUGUAAGAGUGAGUCUAGUAAUGUAGAACGACCUGCUUAUUGUAAAGACAAGAUUUACUGUGGGACUCAGGAGUUUUCCUUUGAGGAAAUCCGUGCUUUGAGAGUGAUGGAGCGUCGGCGUCAGAAAAAGCUUCAAGAGGAACGUGAUCUGAUGGAAAAGCAAUUGGCAGAGAUGCGUUUGAUGAGGGAUCAGAUGUGCAAAGACAUGGAAAGGAUGAAAGAGGAAGCAUUGCUUUUGAACCAAAGACAGCCUACAGCAACUCACUGUAUGCAGCUCCAAUUAUCUGCACAAGAUAAUGCCUUCCAUUCAAGCAGUAGCAGUUCCUUCAACACCAUGGACUUUCUGUCUUCGAGUCUGAUGCCAACAAGAAAUAGACAGUCUUUGAGAUUAUCACAGAUCUCUUCUACGGUGCAGGUAGGAGCACCAUCAGGACAUGCUAGUACGCAGCUAACUCCCAUUCAUGACAUGCUGGCUUCAGAUAACUUGGAAAGGUCAUGUGGCAGUGGGACACAAUUUAGCCUCCAUCAAUCUCAUUCUGAUGGACGCACUCCUGAGAACAACACUUCUAAGCAUAGCUUGCACUCAGUCUCGCCUACCAUCAACACAAGGGAGGCACUGCAAAUGGUACAGGGCAUGUAUAAUGCUACACUGGACUGUGAGAAAAUGGUAUGGACACAAGAGGACAUUACUGAAGCAACAGCACCUGUGCCACCUGUUCCUGUGGAAAUCUACGAUGAAACUAAGCAGAAUCCUUCCACUUCAUCCAUCCCAAUAUUUUGCGACCAGGAGAACAGACUUCCAGGAUUAGUUUUUAGCCAGAUAAAGAAAGAUGGUCCUUCUCUAAAUCUGGCUAAUGUAAGAAAAGCCCUUCCGGAAAAACCAAUGUCUACUUCAUCUAGCUUGAUUCGGGGUGGUCAGUUUAACACAGAAGAUUUCAUGCAGGAAGGGACAGAGCUGUACAAUAACCUGACCUUAACCCUGGCACCUGUUGGCUCCCAAGAUAGCUUUAGUGCUGCUGCUCGUUUAGCGUCUACUCCAUUUGGUCCAUCCACUAAUAACAGCCAUGGCCUUCCUACUUUUUCACUUGACUCCAGCAAGUCUAUUGAUCCAGGAAAAGAGAACGGUGAGAUGUGGAAGGGAAAAUGCCACACAGAAGAGCAACAAUCAGUUUCCCAAUGUCCUGACCCUCACCAGCAGCAAACAUUUCUGGGUCAUCGCACCACAGCAGGCAACAAUCAUCUGAGUCCCAUAACAGAAGGAAGCACUGAGGGAAGCACUGAGGAGUCCAAGUCCCAUGCAGCUAGCUCCCUUGGGGGUUCUCGCACCUUUUUUUCUACUUUAGCUAAGACCUCGGCAGGACAUGACAACCAAGGAGAUUUCCUUUCUAUGACUUCACGUGAUUAUCUCAAUGAGGAGAGCACUGAACAGCACAUCAUUGAUACUACUGCUUACAUUCCAUUAGAGCAGUAUGAGAAAGCAGAAGCACUUCUGUCGACAUCUGUCUGUCUGGACACACAUAAUCCAUUUGAUGAGGCCACCACAAGGACACUGCUCAGCUCUGUACAGCCUCCGAUCAGCUGUAGAGCUAACUACAUAGCAUGCCAUCAACAUGUCCCUAAUUUCAGCAACUGCCAUUUCAUCAAUCUGGGAGAAGACACCUACCAACUAGCUGGCUUGAUUGGGGAAGGGGGCUUUGCUAAAGUAUAUCGUGCUACAAAUUUUGGAAACAAUUUUGAUGAUCUGUCUGAUGAUGAGAUGGAUUCCCCAUCCUGUGUUAUAAAGGUCCAGAAACCUGCUGCACCUUGGGAAUUUUACAUCUGUUCUGUCGUCCAUGAGCAGUUGUCCAAACUCCAAAUCCCCAUGGACAUUCGACCUUCACUGCAGGAGAUAACCCAUGGCUACUUCUAUGACGAUGGAAGUUGUCUUGUGAGCGAACUAUGUCCCCUCGGCUCUUUGCUGACACUUGCCAACUCGCUGAAACAAGACAAAAAGCUGUUGGCUGACCUUGAACCACUAGCUGCAUUUUUGGCAGUGCAGCUGUUAAACAUUGUGCAUGGGCUCCACCGCUGUAACAUUAUCCAUGGAGACAUCAAGCCUGACAAUAUUCUUCUUCUACAACUUCCCCAGGUAAAUAAGGGAAGUGAUAUAGACAAAGUGUUUGGUCAUCAGACUCAGGUGCUGCGGCUUGUAGAUUUUGGACAAGCUAUUGACAUGUCCCUUUACCCUCCUGGCACCACUUUCCUGGCCAAAGUAAAGACUUCAGGCUUCCAGUGUAUCGAGAUGAUGACCGACCGACCAUGGACAUUUCAGACAGACAUGUUUGGGCUUGUGGGCUCACUGCAUGUGUUAAUUUUUGGACAGUACAUGAAGGUUUACUCCUCUCAGGGCCACUGGUACAUCACUAGCAGCUUCCAGCGGAAAUGGAAGGUUGACUUGUGGAAGAAGCUGUUUUACCAGCUGCUCAACAUUCCAGAUUGUGACCACCAGCCAGAUCUUCUGGCACUCAGCCACCAGUUCCAGCAGCACUUUGUGGACAAUCUUCUUUGUGACUUUCGACCUUUAAUGGCCCGCGUUACUGCUGUGUGCCAGGCAGACAGUCUCUAGGGCUGUUGUGGCUGAUUAUUAUGACUUGAAAGAGAGUGGUGGGUGCUGAGCUGUCCUAUGACACUCAGUAAUCAGAGUACUUGAUUGGAAACAACAAUGAAAAUGUUAUGACUUUAUCAGAUUUGUGAGAUGUAACCUCUUUAAUUUGUCUUAUUCAGUUUUAGGGAUGAACAUGCAUGCAUCUUCCCAUACAUUCUCCCUGCACAUGUCGAGAGCAGCACACAAAUCUGUGUUGAAUUAGUGGUGAAGGAGAUAUCAUUUCACAUGUACCUGACCAUGGAUUGAAGGUACUUCAUUGACACCUCCAUCAUACCUCUCAUGAAUAAGACAGGAGAAUUUUACAUAUUUCUGCAUGAAACCCAGUAGUAAAGAUGAUACAUGUAUAAAAUGAUUGGAGACUGGAAGACAACACAUCAAGUUUGUAUACUUGUGUUUUGUGUGCUGAUUACAGUAGUAAAGAUAAAUGUAUAAAAUGACUGAAGGACAACAAUCAAGUUUGUGUUUUGUGUGCAGGCUCACCCUGUUAUCAUCUUGACCUGUGAUGCACAUUGCUAGUCUUAUUCAUGCAUGUACUUUGCAACAUGGCACACACAAGAUAAACUUGAAAAAUAGUAGUGUACACAAAAAGAAGUGUUCAUACUAAAGUAGCACUGAACAUCGAUAGGCUCAUUCAAAUAGAUCAAUAGACGUCAUUGAAACGCUCAAUAAAUUUUAGUACAUGCCACUAACCUCCAGCAGCUAGAAGAUAGAACAAUUAGAGCUCUGGAGAGGUUGCGUAGUUUUCAACUGAAACUUGACCCCGAUAAAUGUAUUUUUGCCACCACAGAGAUUAGACACCUAGGAUACCUCAUCUCCGCAGAAGGCAUUAGGCCAGACCCUGAAAAGAUCGAGGCUCUGACCAGUUGGCCUGUCCCCAAAACAGUGAACUACCCCGCGCACAAGCGAGAAUUUCUCGCUCUUACAUGGGCCUCGACGGAGAAAUUUCAUGACUACAUCUAAGGCUCCCGCAUCACCGUAGUUAGCGACAACAACCCGCUUUGCCAUGUGCUGAAGAAUGCAAAGUUAGACGCCGUUAGCCACAGAUGGUUGAGCCACUUGGGGAGAACAGACGGCGGGGUGGGGAUGACCACUGGCGCCACGUGAGCAGGGAAAAGUCGUGACGAGACCAUGGGGGCGAAAGGGAGAAUGGUUCUGGAAUGUUCGACAAGGAUAGGCUAAGUAGUGUAGCUUUACACUUGAGAGAAGCUGCUUGAGUUUGGAAGUGAGUGGAGAGAUGGCAGACCAGCCGCCGAAUGAAACUCUGAAUAAAACCUGUUAUGCGG
Messenger RNA from Pomacea canaliculata, 5129 nucleotides. RefSeq names its product mitotic checkpoint serine/threonine-protein kinase BUB1-like. Gene Ontology annotation, molecular function: ATP binding; protein kinase activity. The record is from RefSeq and is a predicted model, not a curated record. The transcript has 23 exons. The coding region runs from base 157 to 3807 and encodes 1216 amino acids. Lineage: Eukaryota; Metazoa; Mollusca; Gastropoda; Architaenioglossa; Ampullariidae. Gene Ontology annotation, biological process: mitotic spindle assembly checkpoint signaling; meiotic sister chromatid cohesion, centromeric; protein phosphorylation.